AUGGAAGGAGAAUAUGUUUCGAACAUCAGACUUGAAUUGCAACCAAGAUCUCGUCGCGGGUAUCGUCGGUUGUUUGGAAUACGAGAAAAUCCUUAUUUUAAUGAAGAUUUAUUUGAUCAAGAACAAUUCACUCGACAAUUUCUUAGCGAAUACAAUCGAAAAGUUCUCCGACGAGGACAACACGUUAAAUGCAAUAACUUAAUUAUCGCUGUUAAACAAAUCAUCAAUGCUCCAAAGGCGUUUGAAGGCAAUACUGAAGUGGAAUAUCGAUUGAAAGGUCUUCCAUUGAAAAAUAGACAAGAGCAUUCAAUUGAUAAGGAAAAAGGCGCGUUAAAUAAAUCAUUUCUGACUGACAGAAGUGAAAUAACUGUUGGCGAUGAUAUAGACAACGAAGUUUCUUCAUGCUAUUGUUCUGAUUGUCGAAAGAGUUUAACAAAUGGUGAUUAUCUAAUUAAAACAACGAACUGGAGUCGACCAAUUCUUUGUCUAUCUUGUUACGAAGAUCAUUACACUGAGAAAUGCGUUCGAUGUUUCAAAGCAAUAACCUUUGAUCCGAAUUCGAUCAAAUCAGAUGGCUUAGUUCGUGUUCAUUACGUUGAAGCGCAUGGUUCUUAUUGGCAUUCGGAAUGUUGCGUGUGCGCCGUUUGUUUGAAGUCAUUGAUUGGAGAGAAAUUCUAUCAAGAUCAAUAUUGCAAUCAACUAUUUUGUCUUGAACAUAUUCCUCUUCAAUAUCUUUAA
This is a messenger RNA of Adineta ricciae, 738 nucleotides long. NCBI's taxonomy places the organism in Eukaryota, Metazoa, Rotifera, Eurotatoria, Adinetida, Adinetidae. The record is from the annotation of a GenBank genome assembly.